AUGGAGGCGUUUUUCCCCGAAAACGUGAAAAGAGGAAGCCGGGAUUUUUUGGGGCUUGGUCCUUUCACGGUUCCGGGGAAAAACGCCCCGCUUUUUCCGGGCAGCCGAAGCAGACACCGGUCACGCGUGCUGCCUUCAUCACACCACACCUAGACAGCACCCACAACACCCCAAAAAGCUUCCCACGGCAAGUCGACCACCAUGGCUGAGCGCGGGAAGCGCCAGGAUCCCACAGACCCCGCAGCGCAACGCUGGGAGAAGCGCCGUCGACGAGCUAUCGACGAGGAGAAUGCAGCCCAGGAAGACAAGAGAUUCACGGUCCUGGGUCUCUGAGGGCCGUAGUAGUGGCGGCGGGCGUGGUGGCAGCAGGAGAAGCUCAUCGAGCCCACUGCCCUCAGGAACGGGAGCCCAUCUACGAGCCCAAGCGACUUCCGUGGGCCCAACACGAGGCAGACCUCGAUAAACGGCGCGGCUGGCGGCGGUCGUACCGCAUGGAGAAAGGCAGUUUCCACAAGCUCGUCGAGCUGCUCCGCCCUUCGCUCGAAGUCAACGCCUUCUUCGGCGGUGAGUGUUGAUGUGUAGAUGAUGCAGCCGCCCACGGCACGUAUGCG
Messenger RNA from Ectocarpus sp. CCAP 1310/34, 611 nucleotides. Lineage: Eukaryota; Phaeophyceae; Ectocarpales; Ectocarpaceae. The record is from the annotation of a GenBank genome assembly.